Molecule: messenger RNA, 846 nt
Organism: Pedinophyceae sp. YPF-701
Lineage: Eukaryota; Viridiplantae; Chlorophyta; Pedinophyceae
Source: the annotation of a GenBank genome assembly
AUGCCGGACGUCAUCCUCGAGUCCGGCCUCACCCUGCACUACAUCGAGGCCGGCCCGCGGGACGCUGAGCAGACCGUCCUGUUCGCGCACGGCCUGUUCCGCUGCUCGAAGGAGUUCCUGCCCAUGAUGACCCGCCUGGGCGCCCUCGGCUUCUACUGCAUCGCGCCGGACCUGCGCGGGCAGGGCAGGAGCUGCCGCCAGCCGGUCACGCCGAUCAAGGUCGAGGACUUCGGCGAGGAUCUCGGCGGCCUGCUGGACAUGCUGUCAUGUGGACCGGUGCACGUCGUCGGGUCGAGCAUAGGGGGCAUGGCGGCGCUCGUGCUCGCGCUGGAGCGACCCGACCUCGUGCGGUCGCUCACGCUCGUCGCGACCCGCGCGUCGCCCUGGGGUUGGCGCUACGGGGAGUAUUCACUGAGGGCGGUGCCAUGGAUGCUUUCGUCGGGCUCGUGCGGGCGGUGGGUUGUGGUGCGGAACACGCCGCGCCUGAUCAGCAGGUCGGCGAAGCCCAGCCGCAAGGCCGUCGCGGAUCUGCUGCUGCGGCGGCUCGACUGGGACGCGUCGGGGCUGGCGCAGGCAGCACGCGGGGUGCUUGCGUGGCCAGGCGUGCUGGACCGCCUGAGCAGCAUCCACGUGCCGACGCUGGUGAUGUACGGGCGCGACGACAUCGUCACCGGACGGCGCGAGGCCGAGAAGAUCUCGGGCAAGAUCGCAGGGGCGCAGCUGUACUGCGUUGACUGCGCCGCACACAUCCCGGCCAUGGAGCAGGUCGACAGCGUGCUGGCGCAGCUGGAGCGGUUCCUGGGCGUCGAGGCCGACGAGGAGCCGGGCCUGAACCCCGUGAGGUGA